CACUUAUAGGAUUUAUAGAUAAAACAAUUCUCUUUAUACAUGGCUUCCCUCUAGAAACAACAAGCACAAUGCAAGUUACUAGACGAAGCCAAGCCAGAAUUUGAAGUUUAAAGGGUGUAUAAUCUGCGUUCUAAACUAAUGAUUUGUACAUAUUCAAUUAACUUUUAAAAAAGGACAAACACAAUGUUUGAACCGAAGCUACUGGAUUGAAGAGAAUCCAUAAGCUAUAUUCUAGCUCCGCCCUGAAUCACAAACUUCUCCGGUGAUUCGCAAGAAAUACCAAAAAAUUAAACAACAACAAAAAAAAAGAAAAAGAAAAAAAAUAUUACUUCAAAAGAAAAUUAAAGGAGAUAAAAAGCUAUGGCCUUUAUUAGUGGGAAUUCAAUUUUGUUAAUAUUGUUCAUAUGGUUAGCUUCAUUAGUCCCACAUUUACAUGCCAGAAUUGCUGAGUUUGAUCCAUAUUUGGAAAAACAAGCUUUGGAAGCCCUCAACUCUUCACUUGAAGCAUAUACUAAUAAUCCUGAGGAAAUAACUAAUGCAUUCAACAAAGAAGUUGGAAAUGCAUUGCUGAAGUAUAAAAGCUUAAGGAGGCAUCUUAAAGAAAAAGAUAAAUGCAUGGCAACCAAUCCAAUUGAUAGAUGCUGGAGGUGUGACAAAAAUUGGGCUGAAAACAGGAUGGAUUUGGAAGAGUGUGCUAGAGGAUUUGGCCACAAGACGACCGGUGGUAAAAAUGGCAAGUACUAUGUUGUCACUGAUGAAUCAGAUGAUGACGUGCAGGAACCAAAACCAGGGACCCUUCGUCAUGCUGUGAUUCAAGAGGAGCCAUUGUGGAUCAUCUUUGAGAAAUCAAUGGUGAUCAAGUUGCAACAAGAACUUAUGAUCACGAGUGACAAGACAAUCGAUGGCAGGGGAGUCGCUGUUCACAUAGCUUAUGGUGCUGGAUUAACGAUCCAAUUCGUGCAUAAUGUCAUAAUCCACAACAUCAGGAUUCAGAAUAUCAUAUCUACUAAUGGUGGCAUGAUAAGAGAUUCUGUUAACCAUAUUGGUCUAAGGACAGUAAGCGAUGGCGAUGGCAUUUCCAUUUUUGGUUCCAAUCAUAUCUGGAUUGAUCAUUGCACUUUGUCUGAAUGUACAGAUGGCCUCAUUGAUGCCAUCAUGGCUUCCACUGCUAUCACCAUUUCUAAUUGCAAAUUCAACUAUCAUAACGAUGUGAUGCUUUUGGGGGCAACUGAUGCCUUUCCUCAAGAUGCAAUAAUGCAAGUCACAGUUGCAUUCAAUCGGUUCGGGGAGGGAUUGAUUCAGAGGAUGCCAAGGUGCAGAUGGGGAUUCUUCCAUGUUGUCAACAACGACUACACUCAUUGGCAAAUGUACGCGAUUGGUGGCAGUGCUCAUCCAACCAUUAUCAGUCAGGGUAAUCGUUUCAAGGCUGCCGAUAAUCCUAAUACGAAGCAGGUGACUAAGAGGGAUUACGCAACAGAAUCCGAGUGGAAGAAGUGGCAAUGGGUAUCAGAGGGCGAUUCGUUCUUAAAUGGAGCUUAUUUUGUGGAGUCAGGGCCACAAGACAAGAAAAAACAUGCAUUGACAAAAAAUCAUAAGAUCAAGUUCAAGCCUGGUUCACAUGCAGGACGACUCACUCGCUUUGCUGGUGUGCUCAAGUGCAAACCUGGCAGACCUUGUUAGCUAACGAUCCUCUUAUGUGCAUAUAAUUUGAUGCAUCAGUAAAAAGGAGAUAAGUAGAUUGAAGAUAUUUUGACUGUAGAAGAAUGGAAAAUAGGAUAAGAAAGAAAUGGUUCCCAUAAGUUAUGUUUUGUUUAAGUUUUAGUUUUAGUUUUCUUUCCUUGUGAUAGAGUAAGUGUAGGUAUUGUGGAAGUAUGAAUCGAUUCCCGUGAAAAGAAAAAGAAGAUGUAAUUACAUUGAUUUCUAGAAAUUUGAGUUCUCUGUUUGUAUUCAGUGUAAUCUGUAUGUUUACAAGAGUGAUAUUUUUAUUGUUGUUACAGAAUGUAUAUACAACUCUUUCUUUAUAUUGUACAAAGAUAUAGAUAGAUAACAUA
Messenger RNA from Solanum pennellii, 2051 nucleotides. RefSeq names its product pectate lyase-like. Gene Ontology annotation, molecular function: pectate lyase activity. NCBI's taxonomy places the organism in Eukaryota, Viridiplantae, Streptophyta, Magnoliopsida, Solanales, Solanaceae. The coding region runs from base 361 to 1680 and encodes 439 amino acids. The record is from RefSeq and is a predicted model, not a curated record. The transcript is spliced from 4 exons.